AUGGCAGACGCAGUCAUUAAGCCGGAUCCAGAGGCAGCGGUCGCAUCACCCAGGUUCAUGGAGGAUGAUGAUAUAUAUGAGGAUGCUGGAGACAUGGUGAUCAAUGAAGACCCUAGUUUUCAAAAGUUAUGGUUAGGUCGUGUUCCCAAGUACGUUUGGAAUGCAUGGAAUGAAAUGAGUGAAGAUUUGGAUGAGGAGAUACAGAUUGGUACCAUUCGCAAUUGUCGAGAGAGAAUGCCUGACGGCACUAUCAAGGACUCUUAUUCCAUGUUACUAAAUUCCAAUCUUGCACAGCAUCAGACUGUUCCCAAGGAAUAUAACCUCGAUAUUACCAACUCGAAUGUCAAGAAUACUUUCAUUUUCUCGGAGCAAGAUCUUCCAGGAUUCAAAUCGAAAUCAAGACAAAAAUUUGCUCUGGAGACUGCAAAUAUGCCAGCAAGAUUAACCCGUGGAAAGAUUGAGAAGCCGGCAAACAAACAACCAUGGGAUCCCAAUAGGAAAUUCCAACCUCAAUUUCGGAAGGCAAUUCCAAAGAGAACAAAUCUUUCCGGUAGGGUUGUACAUGAAUUGAGUUGCAUUGCCGUACAAAACGAAGAAUCAGACCGUCUUCUGGCCAUCAGGACUUUGGAAGCUAUGAAACCCAAAGUCGGCACGAAAUUUCUCAAUGAGGAUCUUGAUGUGGGCCAAGGUUUUAUUCAGCCUGGUACCAUCAAGGCUUCGGAUGCUUAUAGGAGCUUCAUUAAAACCAAGAGUUCCACUGCUAGUGGGAAGCCACAACUUACCAAGGCCGCUCGUAUGCCAGAAAAUGAGCUUCUGGAUAAGAUCUUCGAAUGUUUCCGUGAGUAUAAUUAUUGGUCCAUGAAAGCACUUCGUGCCAGACUCCAGCAACCAGAGGCAUAUCUUCGUGAAACACUCGAGAAGAUCGCGUUCUUAGCAAAGACUGGUCGUUUCGCAACACAAUGGUCAUUGAAGCCUGAGAACAGACCUGACAACUAUGAGGUUGCUGCUGGCGAUGCCAUUGCACCUGGCGAAGAUACAGACCUUGGCGACGAUGACGAAGAUGAUGAUGAGGAUGUCAAGUUUGAAGACGUCUAA
This is a messenger RNA of Botrytis fragariae, 1095 nucleotides long. RefSeq names its product putative transcription initiation factor iif protein. Bases 1 to 1095 code for a protein of 364 amino acids. Gene Ontology annotation, cellular component: transcription factor TFIIF complex. Gene Ontology annotation, biological process: transcription initiation at RNA polymerase II promoter; transcription by RNA polymerase II. Lineage: Eukaryota; Fungi; Ascomycota; Leotiomycetes; Helotiales; Sclerotiniaceae. The transcript is spliced from 4 exons. The record is from RefSeq and is a predicted model, not a curated record.